Molecule: messenger RNA, 3773 nt
Organism: Engraulis encrasicolus (European anchovy)
Lineage: Eukaryota; Metazoa; Chordata; Actinopteri; Clupeiformes; Engraulidae
Product: tetratricopeptide repeat protein 39C-like
Exons: 14
Coding region: 389-2281 (630 amino acids)
Biological process (GO): otolith morphogenesis; cilium assembly
Molecular function (GO): protein binding
Source: RefSeq, a predicted model, not a curated record
CAGCCCGCAGCAUGUGCUACUGUCAUGUUGGGGGAAAUCUGCCUCACCAGACUCCCACCCUGACCCCCCACACACUCCAGAAUGUCUGCAUGUGAAUAGGCAGAUGACAGCACUGAAGUUAGAGGGAUGUCUCUGGAAUCGGGAGGAUGAUGUUUCGAACGAAGAGCAAAAUAUCUAUGAAUAAUACGCAUUUGCAAGCGGUGGUUUAAAGAAACAAAAAGAUUCGCGGUUAUUGUAGUCUACUUGGAAGACUUGCCGGGUGGGUGUGUGCAGUCGGCCGAAAUCAAUUGCUGUUGACUACCGCAUUUUUAUGACUAAUUAGCCCGCUCUUUGGGGGAGAGAACUGUAGCAGCUACGUUUAAGCUGUUCGACUUUGAGAAAAAUAAUUAUGGCUGGCCCCGAAUCUGCCCAACAAGAGGUUGACGACAACGCGGAGCAGAUUGACGACGCAGAGCUGGCAUUGCAAGGAAUAAAUAUGCUUCUGAACAACGGCUUCAAAGAAAGCGAGGAGCUGUUCCGAAAAUACAGGAACUACAGCCCCCUGAUGAGCUUUGGUGCCAGCUUUGUGAGCUUCCUGAACGCCAUGAUGACGUUUGAGGAGGAGAAGAUGCAGCGGGCCUGCGAGGAUCUCCACGCCACGGAGAAGCUGUGCGAGAGGGAGAACGCCGGUGUCAUCGAGACCAUCAAAAACAAGAUCAAGAAGAAGAUGGACUCUCAGAGAUCAGAGCUGGCUGUGGUGGAACGCCUACAGAGGCAGAUAAUCGUUGCAGACUGCCAAGUGUAUCUCGCUAUUCUGUCCUUCGUCAAGCAGGAGCUGUCUUCAUACAUCAAAGGGGGCUGGAUCCUCCGCAAGGCCUGGAAGAUGUACAACAAGUGCCACAGUGACAUCAGCCAGCUGCAGGAAACCUACCAGAAGAGAAACCCCAGCUCCAGCCAGCAGGCCAUGGCAGCAACGGCAGAUCCGGCUGGCCCGGUAGCAGCUGCGACAUCAGCAACCACAUCAUUAGCAGCAGCGACAGCAUCGCCCUCUUCCUCCUCCUCUACCUCUUCCUCUCCAUCCCACUCCGCGUCUGCCUCUGCCUCCGCCUCCACCUCCUCCGCCUCCUCCUACACCCCCACCCCCCAGCGGCUGCGAAGGCUGAGCCGGGUGAGUGUGGAGGCGCUGGGUCGCCUCAUGGGCUCGGUCAGCUUCGGCUACGGCCUCUUCCACCUGUGCAUCUCCAUGAUGCCACCGCACCUGCUGAAGAUCAUCAACCUGCUGGGCUUCCCCGGCGACCGGCACCAGGGGCUGUCCUCCCUCACCUACGCAAGCGAAAGUAAGGACAUGAAGGCCCCUCUCGCUACGCUGGCCCUCUUGUGGUACCACACGGUAGUGCAGCCCUUUUUUGCCAUGGACUGCACAGACACCCAGGCCGGGCUGGUGGAGGCCAAGGACAUUCUCCAGAGGAGGGAGGCAGUCUACCCCAACUCCUCCCUCUUCACCUUCUUCAGAGGCAGGGUGCACCGCUUAGAGUGUCAGAUCAACAGUGCCUUGACGUCUUUUAACAAUGCCUUGGAGCUGGCAUCAGACCAGCGAGAGAUCCAGCACGUGUGUUUGUAUGAGAUUGGGUGGUGCAGCAUGAUUGAACUGCGAUUCGAUGACGCCUACAGAGCUUUUGACCGGCUGAGGACGGAGUCCCGUUGGGCGCAGUGUUACUAUGCCUAUUUGACUGGAGUGUGCCAGGGUGCCACGGGGGACACAGAAGGGGCAACAAACAUAUUUAAGGACAUCCAGAAGAUCCCGAGAAGGAAAAACAAUCCGAUUGAGCUCUUCUCCACAAGACGGGCAGAGAUACUGAGUAGGCAGUCUCCCACGCGAGAGCGCUGUACGCUGGCAGUGAUCGAGGUGCUGUAUCUGUGGAAGGCCCUGUCUGACAGCUCUACUUCCGCACUGCAGCGCAUGAACCAAGUCCUGCAAGACACGGAGGGUGCUGCAAGCUCUGGUCUAAGACAACUGCUUCUUGGUGCCAUACACAAAUGCCAAGGCAAUUCCAAAGAGGCUAUUCGGUGCUUUCAACUGGCUGCAAGAGACGAAGAGGGCCACCUGAGCAAUUCCUAUGUGCAGCCCUACUCAUAUUAUGAGUUAGGUUGCAUGCUGUUGGACAACCCUGAGUCUUCAUCAAAGGGAAAAGGACUUCUACUGCAUGCCAAGGAGGACUACGCUGGCUACGACUUUGAGAACCACCUCCAUGUCCGAAUCCACUCCGCCCUGGCCUCGCUGAGGGAGGCAGGGAGCCAGUGAGACCCAUCCCUUCCAGUCCCUCCGGCCUAAUGAACCCACACCUCCACCCAUCCGACAUCCUCUGCUCCACAUUUUGACCUCCAGGCUUUAUGCCGUGCAACUUUCUGAAGCCUAACUCCGGGACCACACUGCAGGCGGCAAAAGCAGCCAAGAUGGCGGAAGUAACACCAGUCAAUGGAACGUCUACAUUUUUGUAAUCCUUACCUUUGGUUGUCUGCUCCCCCUGAUCGAACAUUGAAAGUUUGACUUUUAGCCACUUUUGCUGCAUGUAGUAUGUUCAGUCCUGCAGAGUUUUCCAGCUAUUUUAAGCUGUUUUUUUUCACCUUUAAACUGUUCAUACAGCAAGACUACCAGAGCGGUACUGGUGGCUUGAUGUGCCAGUCCUGUUGGAGCGAAGGACCACACGUUGAUCCAAACUCCAAAGGACUUCAAAAGUGAUCAAACUGUAUCGCCAACAAGACUUUUUUUGUGCUGGGGAAAAUGCAUUUGUUACACUGUUAUAAUAACUUGCCGUCAGUUUGCCCAGUGGGCAUUCCUUUAAGUGUUCUGUUAAACCUCUCUGGGUAUCUUGCAGUACAGUAUGUGCCACUGAGUCACUUUAAUUUGCCAAGAGGCCUGUUUUAAGUUUUAGGAGAACUGCGAAACCAUUCUCUUUGACAUGCAGUGUUUUUUAUUGUAAAGACAAGGUGGUGGAAUGUUGGCAGAGGUCUCUGUGUGCCUGUGUGUGCGAGUGUGGACGUGUGUGUGUGCGUGCGUGUGUGCGUGUGUUUUAGUUACAUAUCCAAAAGCACAUUACAGUUUACGUGAUGGUCGGGUGUGUGUAUCUCCUUUGGUACAGUUUUCUUACUUGUGUUUUAACUUUUUUUUCAUGCCCUGUGAAUAUUCUUUGGGGAAAGAUGUGUCUGUGUGUAUUGAGAGGGAGGGUAAAGUCUAUGUGGUAUUUAGGGGUAUCAUGCUAUUGACAUUCUGAGUGGUUGGAAGAGGGAAGGUCUACAAGUGCCAAAUCUGUAUGGGGUGCUCAGGUCAGUUGUUCUUCCUCUUAUCAAAGUGUCCAUAUCUAUUGAGUCCUGAUAAUUGGGAAACUUGACCUUGAACACCUAUUAUUAUGUUACAAAAUCAGACUAUUUCAGUUCUCUCUCUCUCUCUAGUGUUAAGCCAACUCUGAAAGGCAAAAGAACUGCUGGUAAUGUGGCAAUGUCUUGUUAAUGAUCUGAUCUCAUCCUCCAUUUACUGUAUGGCCGUGGUUAUAUGUGCUGGCAAGGGGAGGACUAUUCUGAGGGAGUAAUACAAUGCUGUUUCACUACUUUUCCCCCUCAAUUUGUACAAAUUGAUGAAAGGGAUUGAGAAUAUUGUCCUAAAAAUAUUUUGUUCCCCAUGUACUGUUAUCUAGGUGUUCUUUUUCCUUUAUUUUAUUUAUUUAAUAUAAUGGGCUGAGCAGCUAUUUUUCUUGUGGUUUUAUUAACAAUAAAUUGAUUUCCUUUGUUAUCUUUGA